AUGUAUUCGGACAACGCGAACAGAGACGGCUUUGUGGUGAAACCGGCAGCAGUCUACACGUCCGACAAGAAGCAGCGGAUAUACGCGGGGCCCGAGACGGGAGAUGGAUGGAUUAAGAUGCAAGAAGAAUGCCCGAGGGGUGGUGUAAUUGCAGCGUGCAUCCUGUACAGCGAUGGGACAAACUUGAGCAACGAUGGGCGUGUUACGGGACAUCCGGUAGCCUUGUGGGGCUUCAGAGGCGGACGUACCCCUGUCGGCAAUCCAUACCGAGCCUUACUUGUCGAGGUGAUGCACGCGAUGGACCUUGGUGUCUUCUUGCACAUCGUUUCCUGCAUUCGAGCGUAUUACGCACGAGAUCGCGACUUUCUGCGUUCCCUCGACACCGAGUUGCAGCGCAUUGCGACCGACACCCGAAUCUCGGGUUUCCGUAUCCCAUCUUCCGAGAAGGGUGGUUACUUUGCGGGUGCUGCACGGUUUCAGGCGUUUGAGCAUCGCGCAGUGAUGCAAGUGAUCACGAUCGUGCUUGCAAAUUGCAGCGUGCCAAACUCGGUGGUUGGUGCGGUGGCAGCAUUCGUGGAUUGCUACAUGCUCGCAGCCCGGCGUAGGUUGAUUCUGCUCUUGAAGGAAGUCUUUGCAGGCCUUCAGAAGUCUGAGUUCGACAUCACCAAACUGCAUUCAUUGGCACACGUGGUGGAGGACAUCAUUCGAUCGGGGGUGCCGAUGCAUUACAGCGCCAACAUGUACGAGUAUCUCCAUCAACCUCUCGUGAAGCGAGCGUACCGUGCAAGCAACAAGAGGGAUCCUAUCCCUCAAAUUGUGAAGCACGAUGCUAUGGAGAGCGGUAGCAACACGCUUGCAGCCACCAGCUUCAGUGUUAGCUGGAAAGAAAGCAUUGAGGAUGGGUGUGACAAGUGGAAAGCACAUGCGCUGGCCGCGCCGGGUGACAUGACCAAGCUCGCGGGGCUGUUGGAAGGCAAGACCGAGGAAGGCGAGGUACUAAAUGGUACCAUACGUGUGAAGAACGGCAUGGCUAUUCCAGGCGACGAGGAUUUCACCAAGUACUCCAGUCAGACACAUUAUGUGCGAGCGUGCACGUCUUUUGGCGACAAACCAUGGUUCAACGAUGUAGCAGUGCUUGGUGAAGAGGAGGUUGAGGCUGCAGGAGGCCAAACGACAAGGCGGAAGGUGAUAUGGUAUGCAAGACUCCUGCUGUUGUUUACCAUCGACGUGUACACGCCAGAGACUAAGGCGUUUUUCAAGCGCGCGUACGCAUUUGUCCGCUAUUUCAGAGCCACUGGUGCGGUGCACGCAUCGAAAUGGCCGGUGUAUGCUUGGGAGGCAGGUGACAACGAGUACCAAUUGCUUGAGCUUGAUAACAUUCUGCGCGUAGCUCAUAUGGUUUCGGUCAGUGAGGGGCUCUUUGUUAUGAACAAGUUCAAACUUUAUUAA
Closterium sp. NIES-65 is the source of this 1449-nucleotide messenger RNA. Lineage: Eukaryota; Viridiplantae; Streptophyta; Zygnematophyceae; Desmidiales; Closteriaceae. The record is from the annotation of a GenBank genome assembly.